CACACACACACACACACCCCGGGGUGUGGGGGCGGUCAGUGUGGUUCCUGGAGCCCACCUGUGUCCUCCCUCUUCCUGGCCUGGCCACCCCACCCCCGACCCCAGGCGUGGCCCCACGGUCCUGUCUGGAGUGGAUUGCGGAGUCCGGGGCCAACUGGCUGCUUCCUUGCUGUGCUCCCGCCCUGGCGGCCCAGGGCGAAGAACCACUGAGCGGCUCAUUGUAUGCCCCGCGGGCGGGCAGCGCAACCAGCAGCGCAGGCUGAGGAACUUCCAGGUACUUCCCAUGGAUUUGUGAUCAACACAAGCAACUCUCCCAGCUCUGGACAGCAGCCCUAACCAGAGGCAUGCGGCUGCCCCGAUUCUCCAGCGCUUUAAUGCUUUCACUCUUGAUAGCACAGACCUGCAUCCUGGUCUUCCUGGUCUCCCGGCAAAUGCCAUCGUCCCCAGCGGGCAGCAGGGAGCAUGUGCACGUGCUGGUGCUGUCCUCGUGGCGCUCGGGCUCGUCUUUUGUGGGCCAGCUCUUCAGCCAACACCCAGAUGUCUUCUACCUGAUGGAGCCGGCUUGGCACGUGUGGGAUGCCCUGUCGCAGGGCAGUGCCCCCGCGCUCCACAUGGCCGUGCGCGAUCUGGUCCGUUCAGUGUUCCUAUGCGACAUGGACGUGUUUGAUGCCUACCUGCCCUGGCGCCGCAACAUCUCAGAUCUCUUCCAGUGGGCGGUGAGCCGCGCGUUGUGCUCGCCUCCGGUCUGCAACGCCUUUGCUCGAGGCCACAUCAGCAGCGAGGAGGUGUGCAAGUCUCUGUGCUCAACGCGGCCCUUCGGCCUGGCCCAGGAAGCCUGCAGCUCUUACAGCCACAUAGUGCUCAAGGAGGUGCGCUUCUUUAACCUGCAGGUUCUCUACCCGCUGCUCAGUGACCCCGCGCUCAACCUACGCAUCGUGCACCUGGUGCGCGACCCGCGGGCGGUGCUGCGCUCCCGAGAGCAGACUGCCAAGGCGCUGGCACGGGACAGUGGCAUCGUCUUGGGUACUAACGGCACGUGGGUAGAGGCGGACCCCCGGCUGCGUGUAGUCAGUGAGGUGUGCCGCAGCCAGGUGCGCAUCGCAGAGGCCGCCUUGCACAAGCCGCCGCCCUUCCUGCAAGAUCGCUACCGCCUGGUGCGCUAUGAGGAUCUGGCCCGGGACCCGCUCACCGAGAUCCGUGAGCUCUACGCCUUCACCGGCCUGGGCCUCACGCCGCAGCUCCAGACUUGGAUCUACAACAUCACACACGGUUCAGGGCCAGGCGCACGCCGUGAGGCCUUCAAGACCUCAUCCAGGGAUGCGCUCGUUGUGUCCCAAGCCUGGCGUCACGCACUGCCCUUUGCCAAGAUUCGGCGGGUCCAGGAACUGUGUGCGGGCGCACUGCAGCUGCUGGGUUACCGACCUGUGUACUCCGAGCUUGAGCAGUGGGACCUCUCUCUGGACCUCCUGCUGCCCAGAGGCAUGAACAGUUUCAAGUGGGCUUCUUCCACUGAUGCGCCGUCAGAAUCUUAAAAGAGUUUUAGUGGAUGAGGCUGGAGAGAUGGCUCAGAGGUUAAGAGCACUGACUGUU
This is a messenger RNA of Onychomys torridus (southern grasshopper mouse), 1590 nucleotides long. Its product is annotated as carbohydrate sulfotransferase 5. Gene Ontology annotation, molecular function: N-acetylglucosamine 6-O-sulfotransferase activity. Gene Ontology annotation, biological process: N-acetylglucosamine metabolic process; carbohydrate metabolic process; keratan sulfate proteoglycan biosynthetic process. The transcript is spliced from 3 exons. The coding region runs from base 345 to 1532 and encodes 395 amino acids. Lineage: Eukaryota; Metazoa; Chordata; Mammalia; Rodentia; Cricetidae. Gene Ontology annotation, cellular component: Golgi membrane. The record is from RefSeq and is a predicted model, not a curated record.